CCGCCACCGCACCAGUUGUGACUCCAUUACUUUUUGGUGAUACAGUCGUCGUUUUUGAGAGAGAAGCAACAUCAUGCCAGUUACAGAAAACUUCGAAGCCGAAGGACUUGAGAAAAAUCCAGACUUGAACUUAGCUCAGUUAAAAUUUCGUUUAGGCCUAGAUGGCAAAAAUCCAGAUGAAAAAUUGAAAAAUGAGUUGCUGGAGGGGAUUUCUAAUAACAACAUGGCUCCAUUUUAUGAAAUCGUUUGCAAAGAUCUCUCAUGGAAAACGGACCAGAAGCUGUUGAAAAAGAUGAAGGAAGCAAAUGAGGCAGAAUUAAAACAUCUUGACAGUCAGAUAGAGGAUGCACAACAAAACCAGGGAGAGACAGAAGUCCGAGAUGCACUGUUGGCAAAGGCUGAAUAUCUCUGUCGUAUCGGCGAUAAGGACCCAUGUCUGAGUGCCUUCAGGAAGGCAUUUGAAAAGACAGUCGCAUUGGGACAUAGGUUGGAUGUAAUAUUUCAUCUAAUACGUGUUGGUUUAUUUUGGGGAGAUAAUGAUCUCAUUACACGUAAUAUAGAGAAAGCCAGAGACAUGAUAGAAGAAGGUGGUGACUGGGAUCGUAGAAACCGUCUGAAGGUGUAUCAGGGACUGUACUGCAUGUUUACCCGUGAUUUCAAGACCGCUGCCAACCACUUCCUGGACACAGUCUCAACGUUUACCUCAUAUGAGUUAAUGGAUUACAAGACAUUUGUCACAUAUACUGUGGUUAUCUCUGUCGUAGCAUUGGACAGGACUGAUCUUAGGAAAAGGGUUGUGAAAGGUGCUGAGAUUUUAGAGGUCCUUCAUAGCUUGCCUGAAAUCCGUAGUUACCUGUUUUCACUCUAUAAAUGCCAAUAUAGAGAGUUCUUCAAAUGUCUUAGUGCUCUGGAACCCAUGUUAAGAAAUGACCGUCUGAUGAAUGUCCACUAUCGUUAUUAUGUCCGUGAGAUAAGGAUCCUCGCAUAUUCUCAGCUGUUGGAGUCCUACCAGAGUUUAACUUUGCAGUACAUGGCUGAUGCUUUUGGAGUCAGUGUGGAAUUCAUUGACAAAGAGCUGUCCAGAUUUAUCGCUGCUGGAAGACUGCAUUGCAAAAUUGAUAAAGUAGGAGGUAUUGUUGAGACAAACCGACCCGACAGCAAGAACUAUCAGUACCAGGCAACCAUCAAACAAGGAGACAUUCUACUUAACCGUGUACAGAAGCUUAGUAGAGUUAUCAACAUUUAAAUAACAUCAGCAAUCCAGCAAAUUGAAUACAAUCUCUAGUGACACAGCUAUUAACUGCUUUACCUGCCUGUCCCCCUGCCCAAGUUUACUUGCCUAUCCCAUGUUUACCUGCCAGUUCAUGGUACUUCCUUGAGGCUAUGCCUAUCUGUUGUCCAAGACAAAGUGUGCUUUUUUAGCCCCCUCAAUAUCCUGUCAAAAGGAAGCUUUUUAAAAAUUGUUUAAUGAACACUGUUCUUUUUAAUUAUAUAUUAAAGUAACAUUAAAUAAAGGGCAGAAAAUGCUUUUGGGGAUUGGCAUGCUCCUCUUUGUUUCUUAUACAGUAGUUUUGUAUUCAAUUAUAUAUUUAAAUAAUUGGAGGAUAUUGUGUAAAAUGCUAUUUCUGGUUGUAUUCGAAGCAUAUACACUGUACCUUAAAACAGUUUUCAAAGAAAUUUACCUGAUGUUAACUGCUUAGCCUGCCUGCCCACCGGCACAUGAACAUCUUAUGAUCAUCAUGCAUACGAUUGUCAUGUAUGUGAUCAUCAUGCAUGUGAUUGUCAUGUAUGUGACCAUCAUGUGUAUGAUUGUCAUGCACCUGUAUGGGAUCAUCAUGCAUAUGAAUGUCAUGUAUGUGAUCAUCAUGCAUGUGAUUGUCAUUUAUGUGAUCAUCAUGUGUAUGAUUGUCAUGCACCUGUAUGGGAUCAUCAUGCAUAUGAAUGUCAUGUAUGUGAUCAUCAUGCAUGUGAUUGUCAUUUAUGUGACCAUCAUGUGUAUGAUUUCAUGCACCUGUAUGGGAUCAUCAUGCAUAUGAAUGUCAUGUAUGUGAUCAUCAUGCAUGUGAUUGUCAUGUAUGUGAUCAUCAUGUGUAUGAUUGUCAUGCACCUGUAUGGGAUCAUCAUGCAUAUGAAUGUCAUGUAUGUGAUCGUUAAGUGUGUGAUCUUCAUGUAUAUGAUCAUUAUCCGUAUGAUAUCCCAUUUGUAUGAUCAUCUACCAAUAUUAUGAUCAUGUGUGUGAUCUCCAUGUGUAUGAUCUUCAUGACAAUGUCAUCAUACUGUACAUGAUUGACAUUUAAAUAAUGUGAUUAACUGAAGUGAAUAAUAGAACAACAUUUGUAUCAAACUUAUCUGUCUUGAAAUUUGUCAUAAAUAUAUGACAUCAUGGUAUAUUACAGAUAAACUCUAAAUCGUCUUGUGGUAUGCUCUAAAUAUUUGACAAUAAAUUUUGAACGUUUUGAAAAAA
Molecule: messenger RNA, 2464 nt
Organism: Anneissia japonica
Lineage: Eukaryota; Metazoa; Echinodermata; Crinoidea; Comatulida; Comatulidae
Product: 26S proteasome non-ATPase regulatory subunit 6-like
Exons: 8
Coding region: 74-1246 (390 amino acids)
Biological process (GO): proteasome-mediated ubiquitin-dependent protein catabolic process
Cellular component (GO): proteasome regulatory particle
Source: RefSeq, a predicted model, not a curated record